AUGGAUAAAAAAAUGGAGGAUUUCCUAAAUUUCGCUCAACCUAAAAAGGAGGAGCCGAAACAAUUCAUCCUUAUCAAGUAUCCAGGAAUCGUUCAGGAUGUGGAUAAGGCGCUUCAAACAAUGGGCGGUCUUCAAUUGAUCAGUCAAUCCCACCUGAACAAUCAUUCUCUAGAAUUGAGUCACACCCCUAAUAACUCGUAUACAUCUCGUAUAAUGGCUGAAAGGAAGACUCAGGAUAACGUCUCAUCUGGAACACUUCAUUUGGUGAUGAAAGUGAGAAGGAAGAAGUCGAAUCCGAAGAAAAUGAAGACAAAGUUUUUGGGAUUGAUCAACACAGUCUACUCGUUCGACGUGAUGUGUGAUUUCCAGUACCUUCCACUCAAAAAACGAAUAGGAACCGACGGUUUCGAUGAUUUGAUUCCAAGACUCAUUCCAACUGACAUGUCAUCUGCAUUGAGUUGGUGGGAUCAAACACAGUCACUACCCACUCCGUUGUUCCUUCCACCAUAUCAGUUCAGUCGUUAUUUGACGCCGUCGACGAAGAUUUUGGGACGAGAAACUGAUCAUACGGAGAAGACGAGACGGGCGGUUCGAAGUGGAUAUGGACAGAAUCUCCGCGUGGAACGAAAAGCGCUCUCUGUCACUGUCAUGGCGAACGACGAGUUCCCCCUGGAACCCUCCACUGAAGCAGUCGAAGAAGCACAUUUCCGUUGCAAACACGACGAACCUCAUCGUCUUCUGAAGGAACUAUUCAACGAACGACCAAUGUGGACUAGAAUAGGAUUACUGUAUCGUACAAGAAUAGAUGAUAGCUUAUUGAGAAGUAUCCUUCAAAAAUAUGCAUUUUAUAUUCAAAGUGGUCCAUGGGGACGGUUAUGGUGUCGAUUUGGAUACGAUCCGAGAAAGGAUAAAGAGGGUGGAUUGUAUCAGACACUGAUGGUUUCAUUCAGACAACACGGAAGUAUUCCAGAGAGACAGAGAUUGAAAGUCUCUUCUGAUAGAGCACAGACGAUUAAUCAGAAUGGAGAUGCUAAUGAACCCGUCUCCUACACGUACGAACAAGGAAAACUGCCACGUGUCCGUCAAAUGUGGUACUGUGUGAUGGACGUUCAACUGCCAAAAGCCGUCGAAGAACUCAUCGGAAUAGUGGAGACACAAGCGAUGCCAACUGAAGAGGAAGUACGAGAAAAGGGAUGGCUUCCACCGAAUCUUUUGGAUAGAAUACGUGAUUUGAUCAAGGAGGACGUGGCGAAGACAUCGAAAGAGUUGGAAGGGUCAAUGUCAAUGCAUGGAGAGGAUGAUUUCAUUUAA
Molecule: messenger RNA, 1311 nt
Organism: Caenorhabditis remanei
Lineage: Eukaryota; Metazoa; Nematoda; Chromadorea; Rhabditida; Rhabditidae
Exons: 4
Coding region: 1-1311 (436 amino acids)
Biological process (GO): transcription initiation at RNA polymerase III promoter
Cellular component (GO): transcription factor TFIIIC complex
Source: RefSeq, a predicted model, not a curated record